This is a messenger RNA of Notodromas monacha, 3372 nucleotides long. NCBI's taxonomy places the organism in Eukaryota, Metazoa, Arthropoda, Ostracoda, Podocopida, Cyprididae. The record is from the annotation of a GenBank genome assembly.
AUGAUCUUCAACAUGUGCAACUUCUCAGAAGUUUCAGGUUUCUUCCCUCCGGAAGAGGAGAAAGAAAACCUCGACGACGAGUCGAAACAAGUGAUCAAGGGAGCGAUUCUGGAGAAUGAUUUCCUCAAGCACUUGGACGGGGCGCAGCUCAAAGCCCUGGUGGACGCCAUGGUGCCGAAAGAAGUGCCGCAAGGCUGCUACAUUAUCCGCGAAGGAGACGCAGGUUCUCAUCUGUAUGUUGGCGCAGAAGGUGAUUUGGAGGUCAUCAAGGGCGGCAGCGUGCUUGGCCGCGUCGGUCCAGGGAAGAUUUUCGGCGAACUGGCGCUGUUGUACAAUUGCCAAAGAACGGCUUCCAUCAGGGCUGUGACCGCGGCCAAGUUAUGGUCCCUGGAAAGAAGGGUGUUCCAGGAAGUUAUGAUGCACACCGGACUUCAGAGGCGCGAAGAUAAUCUUCAUUUCCUUCGAUCCGUGCCGCUGUUGCAAAAUUUGGCCAAUGAAAUGCUGAUGCGGAUCGCAGACGUCCUGGAAGUGGAAUUUUUCCCACAAGGGGCGUACGUGGUCCGGCAGGGUGGCAAGGGCGACACGUUCUACAUCAUCAGCAGCGGGGAGGUAAAGGUUACCCAGGUCGUGCCAUCGCCGGAUGACCCAAACAUGACCGUGGAGGAGGAGAUCCGGAUCCUGGGUCGCGGGGACUAUUUCGGCGAGCAAGCUUUAAUGCGCGAGGAUGUUCGAACUGCCAACGUCAUCGCCCUGGACGGCGGGGUCGAGUGCCUCGUCGUCGACCGAGACUCCUUCACACAACUUAUUGGUGACUUGAGAGAACUUCGAGAAAAGAAAUACGAGGACUCUGAUCGCAGCAGCCGCACUACCAGUGUUUUCAGCAAUGCUGCGGAAGACUGUGAUGUAUUAAUGGCUCUAAAAUGUUUGGGUAAAACAGCUUUGACGGAACACAACCACAUUUCCAUGGAUGACCUGAACGUGAUCGGAACUCUGGGCGUCGGUGGGUUUGGGCGAGUGGAACUGGUGCAGUAUGCGCGAGACAAAACCGCGACGUUUGCCCUGAAAUGCCUGAAGAAGCAGCACAUUGUGGACACACAACAGCAGAUUCAUGUCCUGUCCGAAAAGAAGAUCAUGAUGCAUUGCCGACAUCCUUUCAUUGCCAGAUACAUCGCCAAUAUUGCUGGCACUUUUCCAUUACAAAAAAUGAUCCCCAAUCGUCUGCGGAAAUUACUCAGGUUGUUCCGGACUUACAAGGACGGCAAAUUUGUCUACCUGUUGCUUGAGGCGUUGUUGGGCGGGGAGUUGUGGACAGUGUUGCGGGAACACGGACGUUUUGACGAAAAUACGGCUCGGUUCUACGCCGGAUGUGUCUUGGAGGCCUUCGAAUAUUUGCACGGCAAGGGGAUCAUCUACCGGGAUCUCAAGCCGGAAAACCUGCUCAUGGAUUCUUCCGGAUUCGUUGAUUUUGGAUUCAGCAAGCGCUUGGGUCCGAGUGAGAAGACCUGGACUUUUUGCGGAACACCGGAAUACGUUGCUCCGGAAGUGAUUCUUAACAAGGGCCACGAUAAAGCCGUCGACUAUUGGUCGCUCGGAGUAUUUUUAUUCGAACUCCUCACUGGAGCGCCGCCGUUUUCCGGAAGUGACCCCAUGCGGACAUACAGCGUGAUUCUGCGUGGCAUCGACUGCAUCCCGUUUCCGCGACACAUCAGCAGAAACGCGCAAGGAGUCAUUCGACGUCUGUGUCGUGACAAUCCGUCCGAGCGCCUUGGCUAUGGUCGCAACAGCAUCGCGGACAUUAAAAAACACAAGUGGUUCCAAGGUUUCGACUGGGACGGACUUCGCAACCGCCAACUGCCACCACCAAUUGUGCCUCAGGUCAAAGGACCAGCGGAUAUCAGCAACUUCGACUCUUAUCCCAAAGACUUGGACAUCCCGAACGACGAAUUGUCAGGCUGGGACAAGGAUUUUUGAAAGAUGCAAGUGACCAAUUUUCACUCGUCGAUGUUGGAACGAGUGCGUGACGACAUCUUUUCCUGUCGUACCUCCUUCACCGUCGCAACAAAAGCAACAAUAAGAAGAAAAAGGCGAAGAUCCACUUUUUUUUCCUCGUCACUGUUGCUGUCGAUUUUUGAUGCCGACACGCUCCGUCCGCAGCUUUUUGCACACGAAAAGAGACGGACUCCUUUCGCGUGAUAUUAGCGACACUAUUACCCAUGCACCGCAGAAAUGAGAAAAUGAAUAGCAAUCGACUGUCCGCUAUUUUGCGUUUUCUGGGACUCUGUCUUUUCUCUGAAAUUCUCCUAGAAUUCCUGAUCGAUUUUCCGUGCGCUGUUUUCUUCAAUGCGGGAUUUACAGUUGGGGUAAAAAAAAAAAUUCAAGCGUGAUAAACGGACAUCGUCGCCUUAUUGAUGAAACAAAGGAGGGUGCCCAGGAAAAAGAUGUGGUUGGAAAAAGAAAAUAGCAGCAGGGGAAAGAAAGCAAAUGACCUGAAGUUGAUUUGCCACGUUUUCGCACCAGAUAUUUAGUCAGUGGAUUCAGCAGAGAGAAAAACGAAGAAAAAACGCUUGCGCUUUUGUCUCUUUGUAACACGAAUAUGUUUUCUCUCGGGAUUCAGAGAAACUUUUCCUUCCUUCUUAUCUCGCGAGCAAAAGGAUCAUCAUUUCUCGUCGCGUGAUUGACUGCGAAGUAUAUUUCGUUUUUUUUUCUUUUUUUUUGGAGUGGAUCAUGCACUGCACUGGCGAGUAAAGAUGAUUCGUAAUAUAUUCAGCAAAACGUUGCAUGCACAACUACAGUACUUUUCAAUGCCAAGUUUCGUUGGUUGUGAUGUGGAAUUUGAUCCAAAAAUUUGUAUUCGUCGCCGCAAUCGCUCAGUCUUAUUUACGCCUCAGCAUUUUCGAUCUGCUGAUGGCACGCGGAGUUUUGCGGGGACGAGGCAGCUUGUUGACUUUUCUUUCUUGGGCCUCGGUGGGUUUUUAUUCUCGGUUAUAAAGGAUGCGACUUUAGAAUGAUUUGACGAAAUAUGCUUAGAGACUCGUCGACUCGCCAGUGGAAUGUGAGCCGUGUAACUGUGGAUUCGUCUCAGCCCGAGAAUGAGUGCAACUGUGAUGGAGAUUCUAAUCCGUUGUAUCGCCUGGCGUCGGCAUAAUUGUUCGCUUUCCGCCCUCUUAGCUUCGCGGGUUCGUCUUUUUUUUUGUAUGAUCUAUCAAGGAUACGACGAUCGGACAAUAUUGCGUACGUUGUGUUACUUUUUUCGCGAAGAAUCGACGUAAUUUAAGGUAAAAAGCAGAUGCGCGAAGUAUCGAUUCUUUCUAUUUGGUCCGUCAGUGAGCAACGACGAUGCAUCCAAUAAAUUUGAUGAUCGGAAAAACAGAA